Uranotaenia lowii is the source of this 5038-nucleotide messenger RNA. RefSeq names its product protein transport protein Sec24A (gene Sec24AB). The transcript has 15 exons. Gene Ontology annotation, molecular function: SNARE binding; zinc ion binding. Gene Ontology annotation, cellular component: endoplasmic reticulum exit site; COPII vesicle coat. Lineage: Eukaryota; Metazoa; Arthropoda; Insecta; Diptera; Culicidae. Gene Ontology annotation, biological process: COPII-coated vesicle cargo loading; endoplasmic reticulum to Golgi vesicle-mediated transport; intracellular protein transport. The coding region runs from base 368 to 3898 and encodes 1176 amino acids. The record is from RefSeq and is a predicted model, not a curated record.
ACUGUUUUUGAUCCAGCUCCACACUCGUUGUUCGUCUUUUCGUGGUCGCGUUUAGUUUUUCUAGAUUCGAUUGAAAAAUUUAGCCUUCCGGAGGCUCGGAAAAUCAUCUCGAAAUCGAGUUAAUUGUUUCUGAAAAUAGUGUCUUCGAUUGUGUCAAUAGUGGAAUGCAAUGUCCCGCAGUUGAUUGGGAUUUCGGAAGUGUAGAAGCGGGUUCAAUCCUCGAGUGAAAUUGAUCAUCAUUGUGGUGGCGGAGCCAUCGCAAAUCAAGGAGGAGAAUUUUUAGUGUUUCGAUACGAGCAUUGCCUUUUCCUUUAUAAGUGACCAUUUUUGCCAGCUGAAGAAUAGAAAGCAAAGAUCCUAAAAUAAAAUGAUGCAUAAUCCAUCACAAUAUUACGCCAUGGCCAAUGGGUAUCCUCCGGUGCAAGCGAAAGGUCAACCACAACAGCAGCAACAGUAUCCGCCCUCAUCACAACCGCAAGGAAUCCCGCCCCAGCAGCAACAGCAGCAGUAUCCAAUGAAAAAUGCUAUGACAAAUGGUCCUUCGCUGCCUCCACAACAACAACAACCGCAACAAAAGCAACAGUACAUUGCCCCUGGUCAAGCACUACAAAAUGGGCCUCCGAUGACACCGCAAAAUCAAUACAGUGCUCAGAUGCCACAUCAAAACAAUCGCGUAGGAAAUCUUAUUACGAAUGGUAACAGCGCAGCUUCGUCCAGAACCGCGUCACCUUCACUGGGGAACAACAACAUACCAGCGUCACAGUUGCCGCCAUCAGGAGCAAAUCGGCCACCGGGCGCAUAUCCAACGCCUUCUAGUCAAAGUCAACAGCUUAGUGCGCCAGUUACUAGUAGCUAUAAUUUGAGUCCCAGCAACAACUGGACGAGUGGGAUCAAUAGUAAUCUAAUAAAUACCCCCCCGAAGACUGCCUCGGGUCUGUCAACUCCACUGAAUGCAUCUACUCCCACUUUGGGACAGCCGCCUUCAAACGGCCCUGUAAAUAAUUUAACAGCUAGUAUGCAAAAUUUAAACGUAAAUAGAGUUCCAACGGCUCAAAUGAAUCACAUCAACGGAUCGGGUCCCGCUCAACCGCCGGUGUCUACAAACAAUUAUGCAACACAGGCACCACCAGGACAGGGACCUCCACUACGUCAGUCCGAGGUUAGUCCUGGGAACCAAAAUUUGCCACCCACAAAUGGAACUUAUGGACAGCAGACAGCGCCCCAAAUGAAUCCGAUGAAUCGUCCCAUAAACGGAAACUAUGUAACCAGUCCAUCGAUGCCACUCCAGCCACAAGGACCCAUGCCUCCGACAGCGGCCACUUCAGCUAAACCUACAAUGAACAAACGACCACUUUAUCCAACCCAACCGAUGACCGGUAACAGUUUUCCAAAUCAGCAACAGCCAACACAACAAAUUCCUGUCGUCCAACAAUUUCAACAACAACAACAACAGCAACAUCAGCAGCAGCCCCAACAGUUCCAUCAACACAGUCAUUUACCUCAUCAACACCAUCCUCAUCAACAGCAGCAGCUGCAGCAGCAACAUCAACAACAACAACAAUUACUACAUCAACAGCAACAACAACAACAACCCUACGGCAAUCCACAAUACAACGUCGUGAAGAGCGGUUUCAAUCGACUGUGGGGAAACAACACGACCGAUCUGCUCCAGAACCGGCACAUUUUGCCGACGGAGAAGGUUCGGCCGCCGGUCAUCCAUCUGAAUCACCCGUUCCAGGACGCCGUCAAUUGCAAUCCCGACAUUUUCCGCUGUACGCUAACGAAAAUUCCGGAAACUAACCAACUGCUGCAAAAAUCUCGCCUUCCAUUGGGUGUGUUAAUCCAUCCGUUCCGGGAUUUGAACAAUUUACCGGUAAUUUCGUGCAACACGAUUGUACGCUGCCGAGCCUGCCGAACCUACAUCAACCCGUUCGUUUCCUUCGUCGACAGCAAAAAAUGGAAGUGUAAUCUUUGCUAUCGGGUGAAUGAAUUGCCUGAGGAGUUCCAAUACGAUCCGGUUACAAAAACCUAUGGCGAUCCAACGAGGCGACCGGAAAUUAAGUCAAGCACAAUCGAGUUCAUCGCUCCCUCCGAGUAUAUGUUACGACCACCCCAACCAGCGAUCUACCUAUUUUUGCUGGACGUUUCCUCGCUAGCUCAACAAACGGGGUAUCUAACCACAGUUUGUAACACCCUUAUCGAACAGCUGGAUAGCUUACCAGGAGACGCCCGGACUCAGGUCGGAUUUGUUGCGUUCAACAGUGCUAUUCACUUCUACAACAUUGCUGACAGCUACAAUCAGCCACAUGAGGUUACGAUCCUGGAUGUUGAUGAUGUUUUCCUGCCAUACCCGGAUAACUUGCUGGUCAAUCUACGGGAAUGCAAGGAAUUGAUAAAGGAUCUGCUGAUCCAAUUGCCGAAACGAUUUGAGCAUGCUCACGAUACUCACAGUGCGCUUGGAGCUGCGCUUCAAGUUGCCUUCAAAUUGAUGAGUGCGUCGGGAGGUCGAGUUACGGUGUUCCAAUGCUGUCUGCCAAACUAUGGACCUGGAGCGUUACAAUCUCGAGAAGACCCCAACAACCGAUCGUCAAAAGAUGUUGCCCAUCUUGGACCAGCCACGGAUUUCUACAAACGUCUAGCCCUAGACUGUUCCGCCCAGCAGAUCGCGGUUGAUUUGUUCUUGUUAAAUAGUCAAUACUGUGAUCUAGCUACAAUCUCUGGAAUAAGUAAAUUUAGCGGAGGCUGCAUGCAUCACAUCCCUCUGUACAGUGCCUCGAAACCACAGUUGGUCAAGACGUUGCAGAAGUGUUUUGAGCGAUACCUGACCCGGAAGAUCGGGUUCGAAGCAGUCAUGCGAGUCCGGUGCACACGCGGACUGGCAAUCCACACAUUCCACGGUAACUUCUUUGUGCGGUCAACCGAUCUGCUCUCGCUACCGAACGUCAAUCCAGAUGCUGGCUUUGGAAUGCAGAUUUCAUACGAGGAAAGUUUGGCCGACUGCAAAACGGUAUGCUUCCAGGCGGCACUUCUCUACACCAGCAGUAAAGCUGAGCGAAGAAUUCGGGUACACACGCUAUGCAUACCGGUGACGGCUAGUCUUUCGGAGGUCAUGUACUCGGCCGAUUCGCAGUGCAUAGCUGGCCUGUUGGCUAAGAUGGCCGUUGAUCGUUCUCUAAGUUCCAACCUAUCAGACGCCAGAGAUGCCUUUAUCAAUGCCACUGUCGAUAUCUUCAUUGCAUUCAAGAUCGCACAGAACCUACCGCAGAAUUCCGGUUCGAUAGUGGCCCCCGAAAAUCUGUCGCUGUUACCGUUGUACAUUUUGGCUCUGCUGAAGCAUACCGCUUUCCGGGUAGGCACCAGUACGCGUCUGGACGAUCGGGUGUUUGCGAUGGGCGAGAUGAAAACGAUGCCUCUGGACCAGCUGAUCCGGUACGUGUAUCCCGACUUUUACGUGUUGGAUUGUCUGUUCCAUAGCGCUAACCAGGAAAGUAGCAUAGAUGGAGAGGCACAUCUGGUGGAGCCACCUCGGUUACAGCUGUCGGCCGAAAAAUUCGAUUCUCGGUCUAUGUUCCUGUUAGAUUGUGGCCCUCAUAUUUUCAUCUACGUAGGAUCCAACGUGGCGCCUGAAAUUCUCAACGACGUUCUAGGUGUGAAUGCUGUAUCGGAGAUUCCGGACUUCUGCAUGGAACUGCCCAGCCGGGAAACGCCAGCUAGCGAAGCACUAUUUGCAUUUAUCGACAGCAUCAACGAAGAGAAACCGUACUCUAGCUACAUUCAAGUUAUCAGAGAUACCAGCCAGUUUCGGUCGCUGUUCAGCGAAAAGUUCGUCGACGAUAGAAAUCAGAGUUCGUUGUCUUACUACGAAUUUUUGCAGCAUCUAAGAACGCAGGUAAAAUAAUGGCCGCGCCUGUCUUAGCGUAGGUAGAUAAAGAAAAACCGCAAAACAACCACUAUGAUCUAUUAUUUAUCGAACGGCGGGGCUAAGCAGGGAAAGGGGUUAAGUUUUACUAUUCGUGAAAACAGGACCUUAAGCUUGUAGCAAAUUCUGUAUCAUAAUCAACAUUUCGAGUAAAAGUUAGCUAAAUAUUGGUUGUUGAAAGUGUAUAAAGUAAAACAACAAUAAUAUAUUUAGAUAAAACAAAUAACUAGAAAACAUAUAAUUAGUAGAUGAAUCGAGGGAGCUAUUCUUCAUACUACUUUGACGACUGCAAAAUAACAACCUUCAAACGCUAAGAACCACAUUUGAUGAGCAAAUAGGACUGUUUAAAUAGAAAACAAAUAUAACCAAUUAUAAAAAGAAGCUGUAAAAAAUUUAAUACUAUGUAUGAGGCAAGGGUAAAACAAAGAAAAAACGUAAUAAAAACCUCUUUACUUGAUGCAACAUGGUGAGCCCCAUAUUUUUUUUCGGAACCGAUUUAGUGCAAACCAGUAAGCAGCAACUAAACGAAUUGUAGAUUUUUUAAUCGACUUAGAUAUGUGGGGGAAUCCGAAAGCAUAGACAGAAACGAAUGCACCAAUGCUAGUGAACUAUUUGUUCUAUUCUCAUAUUCUUAGCUAAUCUUAGAAUAGAAAUCAGAUGUUCUAAUGUUUUCAAAAACAAAUUCAUGAGUCAAAAAAGCCAGAAAUACUCCAACUUGAAACAUGUGUUUUCAAAGCCUCGGCUCUAUUUUCUAUUUCCAUAAAACAUUGUAAAGGAAAAAACUUGGUUGUCAGCUUUCACAGCAAUUUGUAUCGUAAAUAAUUUCCCCUGUGUAGCUAUCCCUUUAGCUUGUGUCAAUAUCAAUAUAAUAUUCUUGUUGUUAGUUAAUUCUUAGUCUCUUCGUUUGGUUGGCAUUUUGGUGAAACACUUAGAAUAGCGGAGGUUUCUCUGCGUAAGAGCCACUUUUGAUUGUAUUCGAAAAACCUUUCGAAAUAAACUGUAGGUAUGCAAACAGAUGUGCAGGAGUGACAAAGUAUUCGUGGGUGUAUGUUUGAUGAAUAUGUAAAAAAAUCUUAUGAAAAUAUAAGUUAUCAUGAAAUAAAAUUGAAUUGACCUCAA